AUGCAUCGAAACACGCCCGGGCUCAUGCCAGCGAUGCCAGGCCAGCAAUCUCAGCUGCCACUUCGAAAAGUGGAGAGGAUUCCUUCAUCAGACAGCGAGACUUCGACACCUCGACCUGUUGUAGUUCAGGAUGAAAUCUUGGACGGACCCGAGGAAAACAUCACGAUUGAUAACCGUAUGUUACAUUCCUGUCCAUGCUGGCAACCUCUGCUUACCCAUCAAGAUCCGACAGAAAGUAUACUCUGGCCUAGCUUUCUUUCUAAGUUGAAGCAAGCUUUCUUCGUGGACUCUGUGCCCAAUCCCGAAGAACAGGAAGCCGUCGUUACGCACGCGCAAACCGCCCAUACCAACCGCCUUUCGGACAGCGAGUAUGCACGCUUGAAAUCCGUAGUUGACUCUUUUCCCCCACGACCUGUGGCCGACUUUUUGGUGUCAGUGUGUAUCAGACAUGGUGUUGACAUAUUCUUCUACUUUGAUCAAGCUCAAAUCAUAGAUGAGAUUGCCCAGUUCUACACCAACAGCUCGUCACCACUUCGAACCGAUCCAAGCUUUAUAUGCCUAGCACUCGGACUAUUCGCUCUGGGAAGUAACUGGACACCUCUCGAGAGGCCGAUCGACUCUCCAUUGCCUCACGGCGACGACAGUGAUCUCGGCCGAGUCUUUUUUAGACAAGCCAAGCUUUUGAUACCCGAUGUGAUCGAAAGGACGGACUUGAAAGCGAUUCAAGCUUGCUUUCUUCUUGGUAUAUAUCUCAUGCCUCUAAAUGCCGCCGGUUCCUCCUAUGUCUACAUGGGUAUGGCGUUGCGAAAGGCAUUAGCUUUUGAUCUGCAUCAGAGCCCGGAUGAUCAGACAAUUGAUGACCGGGAGAAGGAGAUUCGGUGCCGGCUCUGGUGGUCAAUAUAUUCACUCGAACGCUGCACAACUCUAAAGUUAAAUCGUCCUCGAUCUGUCCCCGCAACCAUCAUAGGAAUACCAUUGCCUUCUCCGAUGCCGUCUCUCGACAGGGACCAGAAAUUCGAAAAUCUCGAGCUCCAGAUAGCCUAUGCGCGCCUAAUGCUGAUCCUCGAUGGUUACUCAGACUCAACUAGUUGGCUUACAAACUCCUCGACACCAACCGAUUCAAACAAAAUCCAAGCUGAACUAAGGAGCUGGAAACGGUCUUUACCAGAAGAAUUUGACUUGGAGGAUACCGAUCCACGCAGCUCAAGAUACCGAGCAAUUUUUCAUCUCUAUCUUAAUUAUUACUAUGCUUGGAUCGUUAUUGGAAAGGCCUCUCUAAUCAUGACAGUAAGGACAGAUCUUCAACGUCACCUUAGUCGAGGUUCUGAGCCCCGUCCAGUCGAUCAGACUGCCAAGAAUCUGUCCGCUUCCUGCACUAGAGCAGCCAAAAAGCUACUCCAGUUAUUCGAGAAACUCGUUCAAUCCGGAAACUCUGCUCGAUUCUCAUUUACCGACUUUCAAGGGUGCAGCAUUGCAACUAUCAUUACUCUUAUUUCAGGCAUCCUUCAGCGUGACUCUACGUACGAUACCAGGGUGAAUUUUGGCCUCAACUGUCUACGGCAGAUGGUGAAUGGGAACCCAGCCGCCACAGUAGGCGUUAAAUUCGUGGAAACACUGCAGUCCAUUUCUGACCAAUCGGCUCGAAAACUGCGCCAGUCGGGCACUUUCACUGAUACACAUGAGCGGGAAGAGGCAACGUCGCCCUCAGCGUACAACAACUGGGCAGACUGGCUUGCGGCACAGGAGCCGUCGUUCAAUCAAGCAUACUCGGUACCGGCAAGGGAGACAACUUCUGGGAAUGAACCAGUAGGAGGAACACCGUCGUUAUGGCCAGUCUCGAUCACCCUCGCAGAGAGCUGGAGUGGAGACUUACAUCCAGGGGAUGCGGCUUCCUCUACACAGAGACCAUCGAUAUCAAUGCCUAGCGGGAUGUCAGCGUUGGAUGUAUUGGGUAGUGACCAUCCUUCGACUCUGUAUCAUGAUGACCAGAAUUUCCUGAUGGGCCUCACUGGCUUAGACGUUCUGGACUUUGCUGGGUACUCAUCGUAA
Molecule: messenger RNA, 2049 nt
Organism: Fusarium mangiferae
Lineage: Eukaryota; Fungi; Ascomycota; Sordariomycetes; Hypocreales; Nectriaceae
Exons: 5
Coding region: 1-2049 (682 amino acids)
Biological process (GO): DNA-templated transcription
Molecular function (GO): DNA binding; zinc ion binding
Source: RefSeq, a predicted model, not a curated record